This is a messenger RNA of Echinococcus granulosus, 1176 nucleotides long. Its product is annotated as Actin-2. The coding region runs from base 1 to 1176 and encodes 391 amino acids. The record is from RefSeq and is a predicted model, not a curated record. The transcript is spliced from 3 exons. Lineage: Eukaryota; Metazoa; Platyhelminthes; Cestoda; Cyclophyllidea; Taeniidae.
AUGGCGGACGAGGACACCGCAGCUCUGGUGAUAGACAACGGCUCUGGUAUGUGCAAAGCCGGCUUUGCUGGUGACGAUGCUCCUCGUGCCGUCUUCCCCUCUAUCGUGGGUCGUCCAAGACAUCAGGAGACCUUUUGCUACCCGACAAUGCUUACUUUGACUUCCCCGUCAGGAGUGAUGGUUGGUAUGGGACAAAAAGACAGCUACGUAGGUGAUGAGGCCCAGUCGAAAAGAGGCAUCCUCACUCUCAAAUACCCCAUUGAACACGGCAUCGUGACCAAUUGGGAUGACAUGGAGAAGAUCUGGCAUCACACCUUCUACAACGAACUACGUGUGGCGCCUGAGGAGCAUCCAGUCCUCCUCACUGAGGCUCCACUCAAUCCAAAAGCCAAUCGUGAGAAGAUGACACAAAUCAUGUUUGAGACUUUCAACUGUCCGGCGAUGUAUGUAGCCAUCCAGGCAGUGCUCUCGUUGUACGCCUCUGGUCGUACUACUGGAGUCGUACUGGACUCUGGUGACGGUGUGACCCAUACUGUCCCCAUCUACGAAGGUUAUGCGCUUCCUCAUGCCAUUCUACGUCUUGACUUAGCGGGCCGAGAUUUAACAGACCACCUUGUCAAGAUCAUGACUGAGCGUGGCUACAACUUUACUACUACAGCAGAGCGCGAAAUAGCUCGCGACAUAAAGGAGAAGCUCUGCUACGUAGCACUCGAUUUCGAGCAGGAAAUGAUAACGUCAACUUCUAGUGCCAUUUUGGAACGCUCUUAUGAACUGCCAGAUGGUCAACUGAUUACCAUUGGCAACGAACGCUUCCGCUGUCCUGAAGCCCUGUUCCAACCUGGUUUUCUGGGUCUAGAAGCAACUGGUAUCCACGAGACGACUUACAACUCCAUCAUGAAGUGUGAUGUGGACAUUCGAAAAGACCUAUAUUCCAACACAGUGCUCUCGGGUGGUUCCACUAUGUUCCAGGGCAUUGCAGAACGUAUGCAGCGGGAGAUUUCGUCUCUAGCACCGACAACAGUGAAGAUCAGGAUUGCUGCACCACCUGAACGCAAGUACUCCGUGUGGAUUGGUGGUUCCAUUCUUGCUUCACUUUCCACCUUCCAGCAGAUGUGGAUCUCGAAGGUGGAAUACGAGGAAAUCGGUCCCAGUAUUGUACACCGAAAAUGUUUUUAA